Linum tenue is the source of this 2608-nucleotide messenger RNA. Lineage: Eukaryota; Viridiplantae; Streptophyta; Magnoliopsida; Malpighiales; Linaceae. The record is from the annotation of a GenBank genome assembly.
CCGAGCAAAAGAGCCCUAGUCUCCCUUGCACCGACGACGCCAUGACGCGGCUGACUCGAACCAUCAUCCAGCGAUAAGGGAACAUAUCGAAGUUCGAAACACGGAGGAGGAGAAAUAGAGUGACAGACUGCGCCAAGGCGAAACCCUAAAACCGAAAAUCAUCCAAUCAUCCGGUUUCAGGGUUCCCUUAGAUUCCCCCGGAACCGGACGGGAAGCGGAGCGGAAGAACCAGGGAGCUCGAACAGAGGAAGAUUCGUCUGUGCAGGCCGAAGGGAGAAGAAAUAGCUGAGAGGCUGCUGCCGGGGAGAUGGGGAAGAAGAAGAAGAGAGUGUCUUCCAAGGUCUGGUGCUACUACUGCGAUCGCGAAUUCGACGACGAGAAGAUCCUAGUCCAGCACCAAAAAGCCAAGCACUUCAAGUGCCACGUCUGCCACAAGAAGCUCUCCACCGCUGGCGGAAUGUCCAUCCACGUCCUUCAGGUCCACAAGGAGUCCGUCACCAAAGUUCCUAAUGCAAAACCUGGAAGAGAAGCAACUGAUAUUGAAAUUUAUGGAAUGCAAGGAAUUCCGCCUGAUGUAUUGGCUGCUCACUAUGGGGAAGAUGAUGAUGAAGCUCCAUCUAAAACUGCCAAGGUGGAUAUUCCUUCUACUCCAUAUGUAGUUCCAGGUUCAUUGCCUCUUGGAUAUCCUCCACGACCUUUACGCCCGGUGCCCCCAGUUUACUGCAGUUACAGUUCUGGUGUGUCUGGUGGUUGGCCAGUUCCUCCACGUCCCCAGACUUGGUAUCCGCAGAAUCCUACUGUUUCAGUUCCUCCUCCAACUCCUGCAGGAUACGGUCAUCAGCCAUUGUUCCCUGUGCAAAAUGUGAGGGCUUCUUUAGGCCUAUCGGCACCGGCACUCGUACUUCCUGCUCAAGUGGCUCCUCCUGGACUGCCUUCAUCCACACCUCCAGUUCCUGUGUCGCAGCCUCUGUUUCCUGUAGUUAACAACAAUUUACCUCAAAGCCAACCAUUUUCUGCUCCUUUGCCACCCCCUAGUAUACCACCUGGAACUUCUGCUGAACUGAGAGGACAAGCUGAUAUACACUCUGGAAUUAACAGUUAUACCAUGCCAGCUGGAUACCAGGCUUCUAGUGUGCCAGUAGGUUCGGCAUUUCCUAGUUCACAUUCCUAUGCCUCUGGUCCAAAUACUGCGGGUCCAUCUAUUGGACCUCCUCCAGUAAUUGCAAACAAAGCUCCUGCUAACCAGCCGAGUGAAGUGUAUUUAGUUUGGGAUGAUGAGGCCAUGUCCAUGGAGGAAAGAAGAAUGUCCUUACCAAAGUAUCAGGUGCAUGAUGAAACUAGCCAGGUAAGUGAUGACUACCUCUUUAGUAUAUGGGAAAUGUUUCCUCAUCUGACGAGUUCGGUACGCUUUAUAUUCUGUGUUUUCUGAUAAAAACUUAUGAAUUGUUUCCUAUUCAUAUGGUGUUUCUGUGUGCCUAUGAAUUCCCUUCAAUCAAGAAAUCCAUAGUUAACAAAUUAUGUCUUCUGAUUGGCAACCUGUUGGUUGAGCGGCGCAAGGUCGUGUGCUUGACUUCUAUUGACCUGUUUUGCUUGCCUAUCCUACUCAACAUGUAGUUAUGGCCUUAUGGGGAGAUAUGAGUAUAUACAUAUCUAUUAUUGCUGGUAGUUAGUAAUUACCCUUUUGGCAAAGCUUGCUGGAACAAAUCAAAGGUUCUACAUCCUAAUCCUAUCAUCAUUCUCGGUUGAGCAGCGUGUAUGUAUUUAUUGCUUAUUCGAAUUGAAUUUUAUGUACUUUCCUUUUAUUGUUUUCCCUCCCUAUGCUUCACUUUGUUGGGGGUCGGGUGUGGAACAAAGAUGGUAUCCAAAGGAAUUUUCUCCAUGCAUAAGAUCAUUACAAUUACAAUUUACUUUUACGGCCGAACAGUGAAUUCGGACUUUGGCCCAGAUGAGCUCCAUUGAUGCAGCUAUUGACCGAAGAAUUCUGGAGAGCCGGCUGGCUGGCAAAAUGGCAUUCUAGACUCAAGACUUUUGCCAUUCAUGGAAAACUCUAAGCCAGAGAAUUCUUUUUGCUGAGAAUGCAUAACCCUUGAUGAAUUGCUAGGGGAUUACUCUUUUGAUGCCAAACCAGUCUUCCUCAAACGAACCAGCCGAUGGUGUAUAUUGUUGUAUUCCUUACAAGAACAUACGGAAGAAGAGCUAUUCUUUGGAGUAUAACCAGGAUACAGCAACUUGGCCGAGAAUAGAUUAAGUUAUACGCAUUUAUGUUAUUACGUAGUGAUAUAGAUUUGAGUUUUGGUUUGAAUGAUGCAGCUUUUCUUUGUUUGGUAGGGUAACCUUUGUUGCUUAGAAAAGGGUGUUCAACUGUAACGUUAUGUGGGAAUAUUACAUUGAUUUAUGUGUCUAAGCUCUCAAAUGAUUUAGUUGCACCCGCGGGUAUUUGCCGACCUGAUUCGCGAUGGGGUGGGUAAUGCCCGACCCGUAGUAGCGUGGGGCGGGGUAUGAGUAUCUAUUUCCGACCUGGCUUGUGCCACCCUGCCUCGUUCUUGGUCAAUUCUAUCUAAAUUUUUACGGUAUCUAUACAUAUUUCUCCUAUUUUGACUUUUUUUCC